This is a messenger RNA of Xylona heveae TC161, 3345 nucleotides long. Its product is annotated as PGAP1-domain-containing protein. The transcript has 7 exons. Gene Ontology annotation, biological process: endoplasmic reticulum to Golgi vesicle-mediated transport; GPI anchor metabolic process. Lineage: Eukaryota; Fungi; Ascomycota; Xylonomycetes; Xylonales; Xylonaceae. The record is from RefSeq and is a predicted model, not a curated record. Gene Ontology annotation, molecular function: phosphatidylinositol deacylase activity. Gene Ontology annotation, cellular component: endoplasmic reticulum. The coding region runs from base 1 to 3345 and encodes 1114 amino acids.
AUGCCCGAGUCGCGAACUUGGCGGCGGCGCGCACGCUCAAGAAGUCCGUGGACCUGCUCGCCGUUGAUUCUCAGCACCACGGUGCUUGCCGUCUUGCUCGUCUUUGCAAUUGCGCAGUCUUUUGUGAAACGCCAACUCGACCCGAAAGGAUGUCGCAUGUCAAUGAUGAGGCCGGCGUUUGCCAAAUUGGUAGACUUUGAUACUGAACACACUCGUUUUGCCAGUAAAUAUUCAUUGUACCUGUACAGAGAAGGCGGUAUAGAUGAGGAUACCAUGGUCAAGGGAGUCCCGGUCUUGUUCAUUCCUGGAAAUGCAGGCAGUUACAAACAAGUGCGGCCGCUGGGUGCAGAGGCUGCGCAGUAUUUUCACGAUGUGGUACAGCAUGAUACAGAAGCUGCUGGUCGCGGCACACGAAGUCUAGAUUUCUUCACGGUUGAUUUUAAUGAGGACUUUACGGCCUUUCAUGGGCAGACCCUGCUGGAUCAGGCGGAAUACCUGAAUGAGGCCGUUGCAUAUAUUCUCUCAUUGUACCAUGAUCCUCGGCAUUCUGCUCGCGAUUCAAGCCUUCCAGAUCCAAGCUCCGUCAUUCUUGUGGGCCAUUCAAUGGGUGGCAUUGUUGCUCGAACGAUGCUCAUCAUGCCUAAUUAUCAGGCCAAUUCCAUCAACACCAUUAUAACCAUGUCGACGCCGCACGCGCGACCGCCAGUGUCCUUCGACGCCGAAUUGGUGCAAACCUACACUAAGAUCAACAAAUACUGGCGCCAGGCGUACUCUCAGAAGUGGGCCAACAACAAUCCUUUGUGGCACGUCACUCUCAUCUCCAUUGCUGGAGGCGGGCUCGACACUGUUGUCCCUUCGGAUUAUACUAGCCUUUCAUCUUUGGUUCCCGACACCCACGGAUUUACAGUCUUCACCUCCUCGGUGCCCGAUGUCUGGACGGGUAUGGAUCAUUUGGCCAUCCUUUGGUGCGACCAAUUCCGCAAGAUUAUUGUGCGCGCCCUCAUCGAGGUGGUUGAUGCUCGGCGUGCAAGUCAGACGAAGCCACGGGCGGAGAGGAUGCGUGUUUUCAAAAAAUGGUUUCUCACGGGCAUGGAGAGUGUGGCAGAAAGAACUCUUCCGCAGAAAGAACCAACGACACUGUUAACUCUCGAGGACAAUUCCAAUUCCAUAAUAUCACAGGGCCAGCGACUGAGUCUUCGGCAACUUGGAAGUGCCGGUCGACCACGCGCAUACCUGAUGCCCGUGCCGCCCCAGGAGACACCUGGAGGCAAGAGAUUUACACUUCUCUCGGACCAGAAACUGGAUGCUCCCGGUGAGAAUGGCAAACUAGAAGUGCUUUUUUGCAGUGUGUUUCCGCUCCAUCCAGGCCAGUCCGCCACGCUUUUUUCGAUGAACAUGGACCUUUCAGGUGACAGCUCCGGAUCGACUCGACUAGCCUGCAAGAAUGCCGCUGCGGAUACCAUCCAUCUUCCAGCAUCUACACGCCUUUCUCAAUUUGCAUUCGAACCCACGGCACCAUUUUCCUACCUUCAAUAUGAGCUUGAAGAUUUGGCCGAGCACCAGUUCGUUGCAAUCGUGGACAAGGCAGCCAAUCCCACCCCUGGUUGGGUCAUUGCAGAGUUCAGCGACAAUGUAGACUCCAUUCAUUGGAUGAAUCAGCUAACGCUUCGUCAAUUUCUUACCAAUGGUUUACAGCUCAGCCUUGCUACAAUUCGACCGAUGGUAACAGAGAUUAAGAUCCCAGUUUUGCAAUCAAGCUUGCUGGCUUAUAAGUUACGCAUUGGGACGCAGUCUUGCGGGAAAGGGUCAGAGCUGUUUACGCCGUUGUUACGGCAGUACAUUACCGAUCCGUUUGAAUCCAAAUUUUUUGUCAAUGUUCAGGAGGCUAAUAUCAACCUGCACGGUGUGGCCCCCUAUAUUCCGCCACCGUUGAAGCCGAGGACCUCUGUGGACGGCUUGUCGCUGCAGCUAUGGUCGGAUCCGACAUGCGAUUCUGCUCUAGACGUUUCUCUCCAAGUUGAUGUGCUUGGAAGUCUUGGGAAGCUUGUCAUGCGUUAUUCCACUGUUUUUGCUGCUUUCCCCUUGUUUGUUGUUGCUCUAGUUCUUCGCAAGCAAUUUAAAGUGUAUGAUGAAAGAGGCAUAUUUAUCAGCUUUUCCGAGAGUUUAGACCAGUGUUUGCGGGGCUCAUUGCCCGUGCUAUUCUUUGGACUAUACUUUAUCGCGCUGUCUGUUUCCCGGUCGAGCCCAGCGCAGACAAACCCGGCAUCAUAUGGAAUAAUGGAUUGGCAGAAGAACGGAACCGAGUCGGCAUUGGACAUGACGAAGAACGAUCUCCUCAUGGGAUCUCAGGACCCGUUCUUUUGGUUUUUGGUGCCGUUGACUGGAUUGAUAACUGUCGGUGCUUGCGUGCUCGUCAAUUACGCAGCUCUAGCUUUGAUUCAUGUCUUUUCCACGGCAUACAGUCUCUUUGUCUCUGCAUCUGUCCGAAUAAAAAAUGAUGACAGAAGACGCAGUUCCUCGCCCGCAUUUGCUGCGAUAUCUCCUCGGCGAAGAGUCAUCACCACUGCAAUUCUCUUUCUUCUCGUUGCCACCUUUAUUCCCUACCAGUUUGCGUACAUGGUGGCCUGUCUUGUACAGAUUGCCACAUGUACGCGAGCGUUCCGGGUAGCCCGUGAAACUCGUUCCGGAAGCCAUCUCAACUUUUACAACUACGCGCACUCUGUUCUUAUUCUCAUGCUUUGGGUACUUCCGAUUAACCUUCCGAUUCUUGUGGUCUGGCUACACAAUCUCGCCGUCCAUUGGCUUACACCCUUUUCCUCCCAUCACAAUGUCCUCUCAAUUAUGCCCUUGAUCUUGCUCGUGGAAACACUCACCACGGGUACUAUGAUACCACGAGUCACGACGCGAUUUCGCUACGUCACCGACGGCCUACUCUUCCUCCUCGCCAUCUACGCCGACGUAUACGGCGUCUCGUAUGCCUAUUUCCUGCAUCAGCUCGUCAACUUUGUCGCCGCCUGGUUAGUGGCGAUCCAUUUCUCGACGAGCAGCUUCUCUCUCUCCGCCCUCCUCCACUCGCUGCUCGAAGGCAGCAACAUUAAUGCUCCUCUUUCUUCGUCUUCUGGUGCCAAUGGUAGUGGUAGCGGUAGUGGCAGCGCUGUUGGAUCAUCACGAUCAUCGGCAUCCGGAUUGUUUUCUGCAGCUUUUUUUUCUUCCUCCUCUAACAACCCUGCUCAACCCGGCAGCAGCAGCGGCAGCAGCAGCGGCGGCGGCGGCGGCGCUGGAAGUAAUAGAAUAAGUAAUUCUAGUAGCAGUAGCAGCACGAGUAAUGUUAAAAAGAGACCGUAA